Molecule: messenger RNA, 1051 nt
Organism: Penaeus vannamei (Pacific white shrimp)
Lineage: Eukaryota; Metazoa; Arthropoda; Malacostraca; Decapoda; Penaeidae
Source: RefSeq, a predicted model, not a curated record
GUUCAAGGUAAUAGUACUCAGUCGUAAAACAGUCUCCGUGUCCAUAGCAAAGUACCUAGAAAAAUAGCCGAAAAUUAUUGGAAAAAUGGCUCUUCUUCACAUCAUUUUAGUCAUGUUAUUCAGUGAAUGUCUCAGUCUCACCUACGUGGAUUUGAGUCACAGUCUGCACAACGAUACUAUGCACUGGCCAACAGUUUUGCCAGUAACUGUUGAAGUGGUUGCCAAAGGAGAAACAGCAGAAGGAUAUUGGUAUGAGUCUAACAACAUCUGUUUGGCCGAGCACGCUGGGACGCACCUCGAUUCACCGGCACACCUCUUCAAAGACAGGUGGCACGUUGAUGAAAUUCCUCUGUCGCGUUUGAUGGGUCCAGGUGUUGUGCUGGACAUCCAGGAGAAGGCGAAGAAGAAUCCAUUGGCUGAGUUGACCGUGGACGAUAUUACCAGCUGGACGGAGGCGAACGGACCUCUCCCAGAUGGCGCGGUGGUCUUCGUCCUUGGGGCGCAGCCAGCGGGGGCUGGGGUUGAAGGACACAGAUACGGGGACAAACUGGCGUACUUUGGGACCAAUAACAGUGACGGCUCCAAUUUAAAAUUUCCCGGAAUCAGCCUCGACGCAGCCAAGUACCUGACUGCGCUCAAGGGCGACUCAGGGCUGGGGGUCGUGGGGGUCGGCCUCGACACUCCGUCCCUCGACAACGGCGCCUCGACGACCUAUCCAACGCAUGUGGAACUAUUCGAACACAAUAUCUAUGGCUUGGAGAACGUGGCUAACUUGGAGAGGCUUCCAGCCAAGGGAUUCCACGUAACGGUGAUGCCCAUGAAGAUUCGCGAGGGAAGCGGCGGCCCAGCCAGGAUCUUCGCGAGCAUCCCAGACGCUGACGACGACGCUGACGACGACGUCUCCGCUCACUUCAGCGGUCGCUCCGGCGCAGUCACGUACCUGGCGCCCGUCCUGCUCGUCCUCGCCGCUGUGGGGCUUACUGGAGCAAUUUGAGAAAGAUAAACUGAGAAAGAGCGAGAGAAAUAGAAAGAAGGGAGAGAGAAAAAGAAA